Molecule: messenger RNA, 5166 nt
Organism: Marmota flaviventris (yellow-bellied marmot)
Lineage: Eukaryota; Metazoa; Chordata; Mammalia; Rodentia; Sciuridae
Gene: Plekhg3
Product: pleckstrin homology and RhoGEF domain containing G3
Biological process (GO): regulation of establishment of cell polarity
Molecular function (GO): small GTPase binding; guanyl-nucleotide exchange factor activity
Source: RefSeq, a predicted model, not a curated record
UGAUGAAGGAACUUUCUGAGUCUGUCAGCUGGGGCAAAGCUAGAUAUAAUCUGCCUGAAGAGGAAGUUGGAGAGAGGGCCCUGUAUGCCCUUAAGCAAGUUUGUGUUAUUGGGGGACUUGAAAUCAGGAGAAAGGAAACCUGGGCAGGGUCAAAGCUGUGAUCAGCAGAAUAUUCAUGCUGGCAGUCCCUCUGGCCUUCCCAGCUGGGGCAGAGUUCCGUUAGAUUUAUUUUGAUUAGAAGCACUCAGAGGGCAGGAACUGGGCUUGGCUUAUAUUGGUUCCCACUCUGAGAGCAGUCUGGACUUGGUGGGUUCAUCUGCUCCAGCUUUUGUUCCACUGUGCCAGGGAGCGGAAGGCAGUGGCAGGGAUCAGGUCCAGCCUGGGUGGGCUAUUGCCACCUGUGAAUGCAAUCAAAAGCUGAGAUCCAGCAUGACAAAGUCCUGUGUUCCAGAAGGUCCUGGCUGGCUGAGCUGAAUUAAGUGAUGGAAGAAUCUCCCCGAAGUGCACCCUGCAGGCAGCAAUGCCAGGAUGCCCGUCUCCACCGCCCUUCGCCAAGAUGGCAGCCAGGAGCGGCCAGCAAGCCUGACGUCCACCACCUCUUCAUCUGGCUCCUCCCGUGACAGCCACAGUGCCAUGGAGGAGCCCAUUGGCUCUGAGGCCUCGGCCCAGAAUGGGGCAGGCUCCCCACGUGGCCGGCAUGCCCCCAACAGCAACAACAACUCCAGCAGCUGGCUGAACAUGAAGGGACCCCUCUCCCCAUUCAAUAGCCGGGCGGCAGCAGGGCCUGCGCACCACAAGCUCAGCUACCUGGGCCGAGUGGUGAGGGAGAUUGUGGAAACAGAGCGCAUGUAUGUGCAGGACCUGCGCAGCAUCGUGGAGGACUACCUCUUGAAGAUCAUCGACACGCCUGGACUGCUGACACCAGAACAAGUCAGUGCCCUCUUUGGGAACAUAGAAAGCAUCUAUGCCCUGAACAGCCAGCUACUCAGAGACCUGGACAGCUGCAAUAGUGACCCUGUGGCUGUGGCCAGCUGCUUUGUGGAAAGGAGCCAAGAGUUUGAUAUCUACACCCAGUAUUGCAACAACUACCCCAACUCUGUGGCUGCCCUGACAGAAUGUAUGCGGGACAAGCAGCAGGCCAAGUUCUUUCGGGACCGGCAGGAGCUCCUACAGCACUCACUGCCCUUGGGCUCCUACCUCCUGAAGCCAGUCCAGCGCAUCCUCAAGUACCACCUGCUGCUCCAGGAAAUUGCCAAACAUUUUGAUGAAGAAGAGGAUGGCUUUGAGGUGGUGGAAGAUGCCAUUGACACCAUGACCUGUGUGGCCUGGUACAUCAAUGACAUGAAGAGGAGGCACGAGCAUGCCGUUCGUCUCCAGGAAAUUCAGUCACUGCUCAUCAACUGGAAGGGGCCAGACCUGACCAUCUACGGGGAGCUUGUCCUGGAGGGCACGUUCCGUGUGCACCGUGUGCGCAACGAGAGGACUUUCUUCCUCUUUGACAAAACACUGUUCAUCACCAAGAAACGGGGCGACCAUUUUGUCUACAAGGGUCACAUCCCGUGCUCCUCCCUGAUGCUGAUUGAGAGCACCAAAGAUUCCCUGUGCUUCACUGUCACCCACUACAAGCACAGCAAGCAACAGUACAGCAUCCAGGCCAAGACAGUGGAGGAGAAACGGAGCUGGACUCAUCACAUCAAGAGGCUCAUCCUGGAGAACCACCAUGCCACCAUUCCCCAGAAGGCCAAGGAAGCCAUCUUGGAAAUGGAUUCCUAUUAUCCCAAUCGGUACCGCUGUAGUCCAGAGCGGCUGAAGAAGGCUUGGUCCUCUCAGGAUGAGGUGUCCACCCAUGUGCGCCAGGGGCGCCGGCAAUCUGAGCCGACCAGACACCUGCUCAGGCAACUAAACGAGAAAGCAGCCAGAGGAGCAGGAAUGAAGCAUGCAGGCAGUGCUGGUGCCCUCCUGGACUUUGGGCAGCCCCUCCAUACACGGGGCCUGCAGCCACAGGCUGAAGGGGCUGCCCAAGAGGAGCAGGAGGAAGAGGAGGAGGAGGAGGUGGUGGAGGAGGAGGAGGAGGAGCAGGCCUUUCCGGUCUCUCUGGAGGACCUGGAAGGGCAUGAAGGCAGCGAGAAGGGGGCCAGGCCGGAGCCCCCAGGCUCGGAGGAGGAGGAGGAGGAGGAGGAGGAGAGUCUGGCAGUGGCAGAGCAGGUAGCUGACUUUGCCAGCUCCCUGCUGGCCGCCCUCCACUGCUGGCACUAUCGAGCCAACGCUUUACUUUUCUCCCGGGGUGCUAUGGGGAAGGGACACAGGGAAUCUGAAGGCCCCAAAAGCUGCAGAAGGCCCAGUAACCAUUCUCCAACCAGUGCUGAGAAGCAUCUGAGCUUCGAGUCUAUCUCUUCUCUGCCAGAGGUUGAGCCAGACCCUGAGCUUGGGCCUGAACAGGAGGUCUUUGCUGCUGUGGAAGGUCCCAGCACUGAGGACAUGCCUUCAGACGCAGAGUCUCCAGAGGUCCUGGAAACACAGCUUGAUGCCCACCAGGGGCUGCUGGAGAUGGACCACCCAGGUGACAUGGUGGACUUAGUGGUGGCCGACAGCAACGAGGACCUUAAGGCCCUGAGCAGUGAAGAAGAGGAGGAGGAAAUGGGGACAGUCCAGGAGCCAGAGAGCCUCCUGCCACCCUCUGUGCUAGACCAGGCCAGUGUCAUUGCUGAGCGUUUUGUCAGCAGCUUCUCUCGGCGGAGCAGCCUGGCACUGGAGGAUGGCAAGUCCAGUGGCUUUGGGACACCACGGCUGGUCAGCCGGAGCAGUAGCGUGCUCAGCUUAGAGGGCAGUGAGAAGGGCCUGGCCCGGUGGGGCAGCACCACGGACUCCCUCAGCAACCAGCCCACUCCAGAAAUGGACAUCAGCACAGGGAUGGCCUCAGAGAGUGGCCCUUCUGUCAAUGGGACAGAACCCCCAAUUGCAGGCAGCCCUGUGGAGCCUGACAGGUCUUCCUGCAAGAAGAAGGAAUCGACACUCUCUACCCGAGACAGGUUACUGCUGGACAAAAUCAAGAGCUACUAUGAAAAUGCAGAGCACCAUGAUGCCGGCUUCAGUGUCCGGCGCCGGGAGAGUCUCUCCUACAUCCCCAAAGGACUAGUGAGAAACUCCGUCUCCAGGUUCAACAACCUUCCCAGGCCAGACCCAAAGCCCGCAGCUCCAGUAGAGUACAAGAGACAGGGGGGCUCCCGACCAGCCUCCUGGGCCCUGUUUGAUCUCCCAGGACCCAGCCAGGUGGGAACAGGGGACUCGGCUCCUAUCACGGAUGCUGAGUUCCGUCCAUCUUCUGAAAUUGUAAAAAUGUGGGAGAGAAUGGAGUCUGCUGAGGGGAGUCCCCGGACAGGGCAAGGCCAGGGCCAGGCCAAUGGCUUUGACCUGCAAGAGCCACUCUUCAUUUUGGAGGAGCAUGAGCUGGGGGCCAUCACAGAGGAGUCGGCUACCGCCUCACCAGAAAGCGCCUCCCCCACGGAACGGCCCAGCCCGGCCCACCUGGCUCGGGAGCUGAAAGAACUGGUGAAGGAGCUGAGCAGCGGUGCCCAGGGGGAGCUGGUCACCCCACUGCACCCCCGCAUCAUGCAGCUCUCUCAUGUGAUGGACAGCCACAUGAGUGAGCGUGUCAAGAACAAGGUCUACCAGCUGGCCCGCCAGUACAGCCUCCGCAUCAAGAACAUCAAGUCAGUGACGGCCAGGCCGCCACUGCAGUGGGAAAAGGCAGCUCCUGAGAGGGACGGGAAGAGCCCCACCGUUCCCUGCCCACAGGAGGAGCCUGGAGACCUAGGAGGUGACAAAGGCAAGAGAAGGCCCUUGCUCUCUCUCUUCACCUACGAGCAGCUGGUGGCCCAAGAGCACAGCCCCCCCAAGCCCUCCUCUGCUAGAGAGACGUCCCCACGCCGUUUCUCCUUCAGCCCUUCUGCUGCCAGCCCAAGGACCACCUCACCUGGGGGCCGGCCCUGCACUCGGAGUCCCCUCAGCCCCUUUGACACUGAGACUUUCAACUGGCCCGAUGUCCGAGAACUCUGCUCCAAGUAUGCCUCCCACGAUGAGGCUGUCCAGGCCGAGGGAAGCCGCCCUCGCCCUCGUGGCCCACCCGUCAACCGGAGCUACUCUGCGCCUGAGAAUAUGGUGGAGCCCCCUCUCUCUGGCAGAGUGGGCCGCUGUUGCAGCCUGAACACCAAGAGGAGCCAGGGAGCUACCCAGUCCCCACCUCCUAGGAUGCCGCCUCAAAGCCGGCUGAAUGGAGGUGAAGCCCUGUAUGUCACCGCAGACGUCACCCUGGAGAACAACCGGCGGGUGAUUGUCAUGGAGAAGGGACCCCUUCCCAGCCCCACUGCAGGGCUGGAUGAGGAGGGCAGUGGGCAGGGACCAAGCUCACCGGCAGCCAUGGUGGCACAAGGCCAACAUUUCCCAGACUCUGUAGAGUAUCAGCCGAAGGAAGAUGGUCCCAGGGACCCAGCAGACCCAAGCAAGCAGAGCAGAGUGAGAAACCUGAGAGAGAAAUUCCAGGCCUUGAACUCUGUAGGUUGACUCUGACUCCUGGUCAGGGGCAGGAGCCAUGUUGGUGUGGAAGAACCUGGCAUACCUCCCCACGAAUCUGGGCUUACAUGGGCCCCUUGCCCAGGGCCCUCGUGAAGGCUGCCCUUGCUCUCCUAGAAGAGCGACCUAGCGUGACCUCACCUGCAGCCUGCUCUGUGUACUGGUGGUCUCCUGGGGCUCCAGACACCUUUCCUCAAGCCCAGAUGAGUCGCGCUUCCCACUUCCCUUGUAAAUAUCUCUCUGGUUGGAAGCCAAAUAUUUAAGCUCACUUCUUCCCAGGGAGAGCAAGCACUGCUCAGGCCCUUGGCUGGCCAUUGCCAGGCUGAGGACCCUCGGGGGGAGACCUGGGCAGGCUUUGCUCUUUAACUGUGCCUUUUCUUAGGACUCAGGAAUGAGGCCAAUAAUUUAUUGCUUUCCAUCCUGUGGUAUGUGCGUGCGAGCGAGUAUACAUCUUGUUGUUUAUUCCCCUCCUGUGAAGAAUGUAACCGACUUAGUUCAGGUACUUUUGAGGGUUGCCUUGCUGUCCCUGUGGUUGUCGCUAAUGUACACACAUUUCACUCUGUGCCAAUGGUGCAAUAACCACUGCUGACCCACCGA